AUGAAAAAGUUCCUUUGGGAGAAUGGCGUGAAAGUUUCCUUCGGCGUGUUGGGCAUAAUUUACUUCCUCUACCUGAAGCGGUUUGUGAUCCAAGAGUGGGGGAUAUACCAAAUGAAGAAAAAGGAGAGAGACAUAACCACCAACAAAGUUCAAAUUUAUGAAGAUCACAAAAAUGUAAAGCACAUUCUGGACGAGGAAAAGACCAAAACACACCGGAGGGCGUUUGACUAUGGAAAGAAGAACUGA
Molecule: messenger RNA, 246 nt
Organism: Plasmodium knowlesi strain H
Lineage: Eukaryota; Apicomplexa; Aconoidasida; Haemosporida; Plasmodiidae
Product: conserved Plasmodium protein, unknown function
Exons: 2
Coding region: 1-246 (81 amino acids)
Source: RefSeq, a predicted model, not a curated record